GAGAGAGGGAGAGCGAGAGAGAGAGAGACGGGAGGAGGAGGAGGACGGAGAAAGCGAGAGAGAGAGAGGGCUGAGACACACUGGAUAAAGGCGACAAAAAGCACGAUGAUAAUGGAGUCGAGGCGGUGGAGGAUGUCGGAUUUACGAGAAAGGACUGUUGAAAUUUGACAGAGGGCUCGUGUUAAAGGCUGGUCUCCAUCUUUUUUUUUUUUUUUUUUUUUUUGGUUUUCCCUUUUUCGUUUCACCGCGUUUGAUUUUUUUUUUGCCCCCCUCCCCCCCUCCCCCCACAUGCUGCGUGGACAGUAGAGGCGAGCAGAGGAAGGGGAGCACCCCGCGGAUCCCUGGGAAGCUAAAAACGGGGGUCCACCGCUGGCGCUACAGGCAUCUCAUCUCACGGAUGGUAAUAAAAGGACAUCCUGAUGAAGACAGCUCUGGACUGAUGGAUGAGGAUGGAAAAGCAGCUUUAACCCCCUCCACCCGGCGACUGUGAAAUAAAGGGGGGGGGGAAUCCUAUUGUGAUUUUUUUUUAAUUGUUAAUCAUUUAUAGUGUAGCCCUGAGGAAACGAGCCUUAGACAGCAAUGUUGAAUCACUGGUGUUGGUAAAUUAUUCAUUAGGAGUAUAGGUAGGCUAUGAUUUUUGUAUUGCUUCAAUGUAGCAUUCCCAUUAUUCUUUCCCCCCACUAUGUGUAGUCUUGUAAGAUCACACACAUAUGUGCAGGUCUGGUUUUAUCGUGUGCUUAUGUAGGCCCUUUUAACAGCCAAGAAACAGCCAAAGCGAGGGAAACAUUAGCUUUCGUGUAGAAGAGAAGAGAAUAUCUGAAUAGUGAGGUGUGUCGAGCUGUGCGGGGGGUUUUACAUCUUUUACAUCUUUUUUAAAUAUAUAUAUAUAUAUAUAUGAGAGUGUAAAGAAGAAGCAGGACGGGGGUGUAAAAAAAAAGAUCUAAGAAGAAGGAGAGGGGAGAGAAAAACGACCAAACAUGUUGCCUUCCCAAGAAGCCUCCAAGAUCUACCAUGACAAUUAUAUGCGCAACUCCCGAGCCAUCGGGGUGCUGUGGGCCAUCUUCACCAUCUGCUUCGCCAUCGUCAACGUGGUGGUGUUCAUCCAGCCCUACUGGAUCGGCGACAGCGUCAACACGCCGCAGGCCGGCUACUUCGGCCUCUUCCACUACUGCGUGGGCACCGGGCCGUCGCCCAGCCGGGAGCUCACCUGCGUGGGCAGCUUCUCCGACUUCAGCUCCAUCCCGUCCGGAGCCUUCAAGGCGGCCUCCGUGUUCGUGCUGCUGUCCAUGGUGCUGAUCCUCAGCUGCAUCGCCUGCAUGGCGCUCUUCUUCUUCUGCAACACCUCCACCGUUUACAAGACCUGCGCCUGGAUGCAGCUGCUGUGCGGAGUGUGCCUCGUGCUGGGUUGCAUGAUCUUCCCCGAUGGAUGGGACGCCGAGGUGAUCCGUGACAUGUGCGGAGAGCAGACGGGAAAAUACUCCCUGGGCGACUGCUCUGUACGCUGGGCUUACAUGCUGGCCAUCAUGGGAAUCCUGGAUGCCCUCAUUCUCUCCUUCUUGGCCUUCGUCCUGGGCAACCGGCAGACGGAUUUCUAUCUUGAUGAUCUGCAAACAGACAACAAGGAUUUUGCUGUGUCAAGGAUUGAGGUGCGGGACAGAAGAGAGCCACGAUACGGAGUACAGCGUCUUCACUGAGGGCACUGGACAACUUCUCUUUCUCUGUUCUUCUCUUUCUGCCCUUCUCUUCUUCUCUUCUCUCGUCUCUCCUCUCCAAUGAUCAGGAUAUCACCCAAUCUCAAUGCAGACACCAAGUGUACAGGAUUCUGUAAGAUAAAAAAACAACAACAACAACAACAACAAACCACACUGGGAUAAACUAUAUUUUGGAAGAAAAAAAAUUAUACAAGGUUGUACAGUGCAUUUAACACUUUCUCAAUGAAUACCUUUAUGGUGUAAAAGAAAAAAAAAAGAUUUACUGUAUUUAAAGUCUUGAUUUUUUUGUGAAAAGUUCAAUCCUUAAGAUGAAGAACCAUAAUGCCCAUUUAUGAUUUUACUGUGGUUAAUUUGACUUAUUGCUAUUUACCAAUGUUGAGUUUGUGUGUUGUGUCCAUUCAUAGCUUUCAGAGAGCAGAUUCUCAAUACUCCUCACACACUGGUAGAGUGGAGACUCGCAAUUUGGCAGCAAGUCCAUUAUUAAAUAUUUAAAACACUUCAACAGGGACUCGUAUGGCUCUUCAUCUAAGGACUUUAAAAUGUGAGAAAUUUAAAGGAGUACCCCAUUGCAGCUUUACAGAACCUAACAUCUCUGGGAGAUUCUCUACUGUACAUACUUAACGAUGUAUAUAACAUUACUGCUGACGACAACAGCCGACAACAAAACCUCAUCUGACUCUAAUGCAUUCGAGUAUAGUAUUUCUACCCUUGGUUUCAGUGUUCCUCGUGCUGGAAGAGCAUCAGAGUAUGUGCAAAUUCAUUGUGUUUCUUUGACUCCUCCCUUCUGAAGCUACAGAUGGGCUUAAAAAAUGGAUUCCUGAGCUAAAUAUUCACCAGAGAAGCAGAGCAAUGUGAAUCAAAGUGAUCAUGUAUGGUCACUUUGAUUUCUUUUUUAAUGGCACAGGAAAUGAGACACAUCCCUCGCAUUAGCAUGGCCUCAACAGAAGCCCCUUGUUGUAGUAUGUCCCCCUUGAGUAUGGUGUACAUUUGAAACUGUUUAACUUAACAGCAGCUGUCUAUUCAGAGUUAAUCUUUUUUUUCUCUUCGCGCUAUCUCACGAUUCCCUUCUCCAGUGUGCAGUUUACUCCAGUUUAUGGCUCCAGCAUACAGUGAUGAGUUUACUCUACAGAUGUCUUAAGGCUGCCUGAAUAUGACUGUAGGACUGCUGGCCCCAUGUGGUGCAAUGUUAAAAAGGUGAUGUCACUUAUAUGCCUCUUUUAAUAAACAACACUGUUUUGUAGUAGCCAUAGGACCGAUAGGAGGGUCACAAUCCCAGCAAAAAAAUAAACAAAUGAAUAAAAGAAAAAGACUUUAAAGAGUACUAAAACACUUCAGACCAUUAAGUUUUAACAGGGCUGUUAGACAGCAAAAACUACUGACACACGGUGUCCUACCAUUUAAAUCUUCCACCCGUGCUAGAUUUAAAACUCUUGUCAUUCUGGGAAGGGCUGCAUCCAGGAUUUUCGUAGUAGAGAGCUUAAGAUUAAAAUCCCACCAAGGCACUUCCUGUUCUUCCAUAAAAUAUUGGCCAAAUUCAAACAUAACAUUUGUCCAAUGCAUCUGAGAAAAUAUGGAGAGCUUAUCUUAUGAGAGAAAAAAAUCAUCUACAGUUAAAUCUUACAUUGAUGUGGCAGCAACAAUUUAGAACUGGCAAGAAAAUCAUCAAGAUUUCUUAAAUAAUUCUAAUAAAUCGUAAUUCUGCUAAGCAAAAAAAGGCUAAUUUGGCUUUUUUGAAAAAACAAAUAUUGAUAUUUAAGCAUAUGUAGGUCAGAUGUUGCCUUUGCCCUGUUCUCUGAAGUAGAAUGAUGACUGCUUGAGACAGUAGGUCACAUUUAUAAGAUGAAAGCUCCAGUUUUUUUUUUCUUUUAUGGAUGCUGUGCCCUUCUGUAAUAUUGGCCCUCACGCAAGAAACUUUUAUUGUAGAGUCCCUGUGGUCUCUAAGAAGAAUCUGUGCGGGUCCCUGUGGGCAAGUGCAAGACAAGCAAACUAAUGCCAUGUUUGUAAAUUUAAAAACAAGAUGUGUGUUCAAUCUGCUGUCUAUAAAUGAUUCUUGUUGAGGCCCUUUGAGAACAGUCAUAUUGGGAUCAGCAUAUUAGUUACAAUGUUACAAUGAUCACUAUUCCGAGCUCCACUGUCCAAAAAGAAAGUAUUAUCCAUGUAACACUGUUACCGUGACGUGUCACCAACCCCACCCUGAUUUUGUCCCUCCAACAGAGUAACUUGAUGUAGCACUAGACACGCAAGUGUCAUUGGUUGUUAUCCAUGGUGACACAUGUAUGACAGUGAUCAUUGCUACACCAGCAACUUAAAAACUAUCAUGUGUAUAGCGAUGAAUCCUUUGCCAAUUUUUGUGAUAACCAGGGAAGUCUGUAGUCUCCUGAUUUUAAAGACAUGAAUCUGUUUCAUCUGCAAGAGCAUUCAGUACUCGGGUUUGAGCUCUGUGACUCACAACUGUACCCGUGUGCGCUGUUAUAGCUUCCACAAGCUAUAGCCAAUUGAUUUGUCUGCAUCAGUGACACCGAUUGUCAUGAUACCUGCGACAAGUGGGAUUCUAGCGUGACAAGCUGCAGUUGCGACGAAUGAUAAAGCAAGCUGCUGUAAUCCAAGGCACCAUGGGGCUCUUAUCCCUCUCAGAGCAGCACUUGAGGCUGACAUACUGUAAAUGAACCUCGUAAAGCCUGGCUCAAGUCACGACAAGAAUAGAAUUAGCUCUGCACAUGGGUAAUUGUUUCAGAUGAGAUAUUGGCACACUUUGCCCUUUUAAGAUCAUAAUGUAAACCCUACAAAGUAACUGAUUCUAUUUGAGGGAGCAAUUCAUCCACCACAGGGCCAAAGUACAGCCUAGUGAGGGGGCACAUUAUACCGCAUUAUAGUUAAUUAGAAUUCAUGUUAUGCUCUGUUAGGGAUGCAGUGCUAACACAAUCACUGUGGACCAGUAAAAGAAUGCGAUUCAAAAAUCAGACUAUGCCAUUACAGCUAAGGAUUUUAAUUAACCUAUCACACUUGUGGAAUGGGUUAUGGGAAGAAGCCCAAUAUGGGUUUGAGAUCAGCUCAAUAGGUUAUCCUGGGUAUGUUAUCACUAUAUAAUGAGCAGAUAGCUAGACUGUACAGUGUUUUUUUGUUAGAAUGAUAGCUAGCUAACUCUCAGGAAGCUGUGUACACAGUACUGUAUUAAAGGCUCAAGUGGAAACGAUCAAACAUAAGCAAGUCAAAUAUGCGAUUAAAGUCUUUUCAUUGAUGGACUUAAGAUGAGGUCAAAGUUUAAAUGACGCAUUGCUCAGCUGCAUCCCUUGUUAGUAGAGUUUAGAGUAGAAUAGUGCCGGUUUUCCAAGCUGGGCCUUUAAGACAAUAUGACAACAGCCCUUAUGCUGAUUCUAAUGAUGCUGUCCAUGCAGGCUCUGCACAGACCCUUUGGCCUAUAUUGAUCACCCACCCGGGCUAGAAGUGCUGGGCCCUCAUUCAAGAAACGUUUCUUUUACUUUAACCAUGAAGUAACUGUACGAGAAAAAGAAAAAAAAACAAUGCAAAUGAUUGAAAGAGACCUCAUUCAUUUGGUAUAGCAAAACAUAUGUGUUUGCUUUUUAUAUGUGUGUGAUCAUUUGAGAGAAACAGAAUGCUUUUUUUGUAUCUAAAGUUUGCAUAAAGCAGGCAGUAAUGUCUCUCAUGCAGUAUAUAUUGGGAUUUAAAUAUCUCCUAUAGCGUGCAUCUCUCAUUUGGGAAUACUUUCACAGGCCCAGGAUGUAUGUAACGACAAAUCUACAUAAAGAAAAAGAGCACGGGAAGAAAAAAAAACCCUGAGGCCUAAAUGGUCGAGUCAGGCUUCCAAGCAUCAUUACCUGCGUGAUCAAUGGUCUGGUCUCUUCUCCGGAUACUCUGUUCCUGAGAACUUGACGAUGAACUGAAAAUAUACCUUAACAAGGAACUGACAAUACCUUAACCCUGAUGAGCACAUAUUUGUACCACUUCAGGUGCCUCUAAGAACUCUUGAUUUAAUUCAGAUGUGGUGCAGAACCAGCAAAACAAGUAGUGACACUGUAGUUUUUUCUACUGAAGACUACAUACUCAGACUGAGCUCUGAAGUUAGGUGGGUUUUAUUGCAGAUUUGAGAUCAAUUCAGUUUCAAGUCAAAGAAUUAUAGCUAAAAUAAUAUUGGCUAGUUUUCCCCAGUUAUUUACCUUGCUUUGGGGAAACAUUUUGAUAUUUAAAAAUUUUGUUGUUGUUGGGGUUUUUUUUGUUUGUUUGUUUGUUUUGUUUUUUCCAGUGUGCGAUUGGACUGAAUUCACCUCAGUCUUCGAUUACAUCAUCUAAAGACAUGAAAAAGAAUGAAAAACUAAUAAAAGAGUCAAUGAGAAGUCAUUUCCAAUCUCUGGCCACAAACGAAAGCUUUGUGGAUUAUGUAAAUGCCAUUGAUAUGUCAAUGAUUUCAUCAUCUUUUUAUCAUGUAACAUCAUGUAUAAAGACAUCGUGUUUGGGGGUGGGAUGGGAUGGGGGCAAAGAUGAGUAAUGUCCAGUGACUUAUGUUAUGAUAAUAGUUCUGUUAACUCCUGAAAUGCAGAUGUUGCCAAAAUACCAUCAAUGAUCAUGUGUUACCAUGAAAAUGAAAAAAAAAAGAGAAACACUUGAUUUUGGUUUUGUAUAACAAAAGAAUGAUAUACUGAUAUUUGUCGAGUAUUUCUGAAGAGAUCUUUGUUUUAUGUGUUAACUACAGACUCUUUCUUUUCUGUUAUGCUUUACUUUCAGUGUAUUUCAGUAUGAUGUAUGAUGAUUGUUGUUUGGUCACAUCAGGCUUAACAUCUCAGACUCAGUUUCGUGUUACUAACAGAUGACUGCUUGUUUAAAUUUCAACACCCAAACAUGUACAAAAAUCUGUUUAUAGGGUUGCUUGAUGGUGGCCAAGUGGGCAGACUGUGAAAGAGGCUUGUUGCUUUCUUGGAUUAUGAUGACAUGCUGAUUUUGAUUUAAAAAAUUAUAAUGUUGAAUGAAUUCCUAUUUGUGAAUAGUAUUCCAACUCACCAUGAUGACAAUUUCUGUUAUUGAAACACAUUUUGAGAAGGUCGAAUAAAAAUAUUUUACAUUCAAAAAAUACUGUCA
Molecule: messenger RNA, 6803 nt
Organism: Pelmatolapia mariae (spotted tilapia)
Lineage: Eukaryota; Metazoa; Chordata; Actinopteri; Cichliformes; Cichlidae
Product: LHFPL tetraspan subfamily member 4 protein-like
Exons: 4
Coding region: 978-1694 (238 amino acids)
Biological process (GO): sensory perception of sound; gamma-aminobutyric acid receptor clustering
Cellular component (GO): inhibitory synapse; plasma membrane; postsynaptic membrane
Molecular function (GO): GABA receptor binding
Source: RefSeq, a predicted model, not a curated record